Rhincodon typus (whale shark) is the source of this 1891-nucleotide messenger RNA. Its product is annotated as legumain-like. The record is from RefSeq and is a predicted model, not a curated record. NCBI's taxonomy places the organism in Eukaryota, Metazoa, Chordata, Chondrichthyes, Orectolobiformes, Rhincodontidae. Bases 44 to 448 code for a protein of 134 amino acids. The transcript is spliced from 6 exons.
UGGUGCUAAGUUCUGGUGGAUAUCCAGCGUGCCAAGUGUCAGAAUGGAGGCUGUGGCACAGUGCGAUGUACCUGUUGCUAUCCUUCAGAAUCGGAUCAAAGCUGCCAAGGACCCCAAGCAGACGGCAAAGCUGCAGAAUGACCUGGACAAGCUCCUUGAGACAAGGGAGCUGAUCCAGCAGACAGUGCAGGAGAUCGUUAAACUGGCUACAGACUCUGAGGAACAGGCUGAACGUAUUCUCACAGCUAAACAGCACCUCACGGAGAGGGAAAACUAUUACGCAGCAGUGGAAUAUUUCCGAGUUCAGUGUUUUGACUGGCACAAGCAGAAGCAGUAUGAGUAUGCUCUUCACCAGCUGAGUGCCUUUGUCAAUUUGUGUGAAGAACGGGUCCCACUGACACGGAUCAAAGAAGCAAUUGACCAAAUGAGCAAGAAGCUGAAGAAGUGACAGUAGAAACCCCUUCCCUCCAUUUAAUGGAGGCAGGCAUCUCCCUCUUGUUUUAUGUCUUGCAAAUGGAAUCAAAAAGUUUGAAGCUGCUAGGUUUUCUCUCUCUCGAGCUGCUGUUUAGGCCAGAUUAUUCAGAAUAACUGGAUGGGAGGUCAGUACUGACCAGCAAGUCACCUGAUGCAAAAUCAAACCACAAAGAACUCUCAUACCUUCUUUUAUACAUAACAUGCACUGAAAAUAUAACUGCUUAGCAUUCAUAAAGUAAAUUCUGUUAUAUAACAUGCUUUGUUAAUGUAAUACGUACUUAUUUGUGAUGUCAAACUCUGAAGUCUUGAGGUAUGCAAAAGGUUAGACUGUUUGCCUUCCAGGCCAUGUCCAUUUUAUAUUGUGCUUUGCAGGACGGAUCCUGUAUCGGUGGUCCCACAAAGAUAAACCGCGUGGUUUGAUGGAUGUACUAGUCAGGACCACUCAAUUUUGUGUACAAAGGCCUACUAUUGUUACUGGGGCAGUGUCUUUAUUUAGAUGAUCAACUUAUUGCUUUGGGAGGGUGAAGCAUUUGAUGAAGUGAGUGACAGCGUUCUGUCAUCCAUCUGUAAAUGAAAGGAAAUUUUUCAACAAAAAUCGCUUGCUUGAUGAUUGUGUCACUUUAAAAUGCCAACACUUUUUCGAGAACAUGAAAAAUGUAUUGAGCUCAAAUGUCAAUGUACUGUUUGAUUAAUUUCACCAUAUUCUGUAAUUUUAUCUUUGCAAAAUGUAUCAGUUACUUCCUGAAAUAAUUUCUAUCAAUUCCUUUAGUUGUUUCAUUAAUACUGAAUGAACACAGGCUUGUCCAGGCUUCUCCAUGAUUGGAGGAUCUAUCUUUCUAUGAAUUGGGCUCCCUAAUGUUUCAGUUGAGUCUCUUGAUUUUUGAACUUUUCAAUGCAGGAGCCAUUUUGCCUGGCUUAGUUCACACAUCCUCUACUUGAAUAUUUUGGUUCAGUCAAAGUCUGUUUUCAAAUAGGAUCAGAUCUGUUAAUCUAAACUUUUCACUUGGCUUCAGAAGUUCCAUUGGACUGUCCACAUCACCUUUCCAUUUGUCAGGGUACACAACAAAAAUACUGAAUGAGUAAAGGCCAUUCAAUCCUUCAAAUUUAUCCCAUCCAGAGUCCACAUCUGAUUGGACCAUCAAGGAUCUCUGUCCCACAUUGUGUCAAAAUCCCUGCAUUUGAAAAUGUCAAUUUCCUUUAGAGACCUCCCUCAGCAAUUUAAAAGCAAAAAAGUGUCAACUCUGAAGAAGGGUCCCAACCCAAAAUAUCAAAUUUCCUGUUCCUCUGAUGCUGCCUGGCCUGCUGUGUUCCACCAGCUCCACACUGUGCUAUCUCUGACUCCAGCAUCUGCAGUUCUUGCUAUCUCCAAGUGUCAUUCAUAAAACCUUGAAUUAAAUAUCAGUUGAUCUCAAACCCA